AUGUUUUUUAUACAAUUGAAGUUAAGGAGAGGGAGAUUAAGUAAGGCGCAACACAUACACACACAAAAAACACCAAACAACGGCAUGCAUAUUUCUUAUUCAGUACCAGUUUUUACAAGACUUACAAUGAACACCAUAAUCAUAAAAAAAAUUGAUAAAAUUAUAAAAAGAACUACGAUGGAAUUAAAGAGAAUCUCGAUAAAAGAAUUUAGACAACUAUCAAAGUUUGAAAAUAUUCAGGAUUACUCUUCAGAUAUCUCAUUUUUAGGCAAGCACAGCAAAGCAAGGCAAAGUAAAGCAACAAAAGCUAUUCAGUUAUCGGAUAAAAACCAUUCGUUCAUCUAA
Clunio marinus is the source of this 345-nucleotide messenger RNA. The record is from the annotation of a GenBank genome assembly. NCBI's taxonomy places the organism in Eukaryota, Metazoa, Arthropoda, Insecta, Diptera, Chironomidae.